CCUGCGUUCCUUUCACCUGUGGGCCGCUCCACCUGUGGGCCGCUCCACCUGCGGGCUGCAUCAUGCCAGCCUUCCGGCAGGUAGGGGAGAAGCAGCUUCCAAACCCUGUUCUGUGUAUGGCCUGGUCUCCAAAGAGGGAUCUGAUCGCUUUGGCCAACACGGCUGGAGAGCUGCUGCUGCAUCGCUUAGCAAGUUUCCAGCGGGUUUGGAGUUUACCACCUACUGAACGCACCGGGAAAGAGAUCACGGCGCUUGCCUGGAGACCAGAUGGCAAAACACUGGCCUUCAGUCUCGGAGACACAAAGCAGAUCGUCCUUUGUGGGGUUGAGAAGGCAGAAAUCCUUCACGUGUUCCCAGUGCAGAGCGCCGUCACCUGCAUGCACUGGAUGGAGGUCGUGGAUGAGAGCAGCUCCCUCAGCUCUUUCUACAGCUCAGAGGAUGAAUCCAAACUUUUUCUCCCAAAAAUCCCAACCCUUCCAAAAAGCUACAGCACAACUUCAAAGAUCUUCAGUGAAGAGAAGUCAGAUGAAAUACUCAAUCUCUUGGGAGAUGCCAGACUGAAUGUUCUUGUUCUUGGAGGAGAUUCUGGCUUUGUGGAGCUUUAUGCUUAUGGGAUGUAUAAGAUAGCAGCUGUGGAUGGGGUGACUGGAACGUGCCGCAAUCUGUGUCUAUCCAGUGAUCUCAGGUCUCUGUCUGUCAUCGCAGAGGUCAGGUCUGCUGACAAUAACCCAGAGAUCUGCUACAUCCAGCUGGACACAGGCCUGCUGUCUGACUGCCUGCCUGAGGUCACCCGGAUGGCGCUGAAGUUCACCUUCAUCUCCACGCUGCUGCAGUACCUGCAUCUCUCUCUGACGUGUAUGUGUGAGGCGUGGGAGGACAUCCUCAUGCAGAUGGACCUUCGGCUCACCAAGUUUGUUCAGGAAAAGAACACGAGCACUCAGGUUCAGGAUGAGUUUCUGGAGCUCCUGCUGUGGGGACAGUCCAGUCCUGAACUUCAGGCUCUCCUCAUGAACCAGCUGACUGUAAAGGGUCUGAAGAAGCUUGGCCAGUCUAUCGAGUCUUCUUACUCCAGCAUCCAGAAGCUGGUGAUCAGUCACCUGCAGAGUGGCUCCGAGGCUCUGCUGUACCAUCUCAGUGAGGUGAGAGGGAUGUCUCUGUGGAGGCAGAAGUUUGAGCCCCUGGGCUUAGAUUCUGCUGCUAUAGAAGGUGCCAUCACAGCUGUGGGCUCCUUCUCUCUGAAGGCCAAUGAACUUCUGCAGGUCAUCGACAAGAGCAUGAAAAACUUCAAAGCCUUUUUUCGCUGGCUGUAUGUGGCCAUGCUGAGAAUGUGUGACGAACACGUUCCACCAGAACUCAAUAAGAUGACUCAGAAGGACAUAGCGUUUGUCGCUGACUUUUUGUCGGAGCAUUUUAGUGAGAACGAGGAGCUCUUUGAUCGUAAAGGGAAAUACUUCAACGUGGAGCGAGUUGGUCAGUAUCUGAAGGAUGAGGAUGAAGACCUCAUGUCUCCCCCCAACACCAAGGGGAACCAGUGGCUGAAGUUUUUAGAGGAGAGCUCGCACCUGAAAGAGAGCCCGUUGCUGUUUCCAUCAUAUCCCCAGAAGUCUUUGCACUUUGUAAAGAGGAUGAUGGAGGGCGUGAUCCAGCACUGCCUUCAGAAACCGGCUGAGGUCAUUGGGAAAUCUGUGAAGCAAGCUGCUUUUGUGCCCCUGUACACUGUGCCAGAGAGCUCAGAAAACACACCCCGGCUCUUCGAACUCCCAUCUUUAUGGAACGAUAAAAAGGCCAAAAUGCAUAAUGUUGUGUUCUGCAUGCCGGAGGUUUCACCCAGCAAGUUUUACCUGCUGCGCAAAGAAACCCACUCAAACAGUCAAACUCCACUCAGUGUUGUGUCGUUUAACCUCACCCACCAACUUGAAGAUCCAGAGGAUGACAAUGCUGCAGACCAGCCAGGUUAUGUCUACAGCUGUCUGGAUGCUCGUUUCUAUGACGAUGACAUUUUAACAGUGGUAUUACAAGCAUGUGAAGAGCAGAGCGGCUGGCGUGGUUUGGCUCAGCUUCCUCUUUCAUCCAGUCUGAGCUGUGGGACCGACUUCAGCUGGCAGCCCGACAUCAGGCUGGACCAGCAGAGCAGCACCAUCCCAUGCCAGACUCUGUUUCCAGGGACCCAGUGGCGUGAACUGGAAAACAUGAAAGCUCAGUUUGUUGCCGUCAACGGAAUCCGUAAAGUGGCGUGCGUGCUGAGUUCCAACGUGAGGCACAUUCGUGUUUUUGAGAUGGAUGUAGAGGAUGAAGAGGACGAGGGGCUGGAAUCUCUGAAUGCAAGUGCUGACCAGGAUGGGCUGGAACCGUCCGGGCCCAGGCGUGGGCCUGCAGAGGAGAACCCUGAGACUGACGGUGAAUCCAAGGGGGGCCGCGGAGGUGCCCUUCAAAAAACCGAGGAGCAUCUGGAGUCAGAAGAAGCUCUAAAAGUCCCAUGACACCAAGAACAAGGUUCUUUGCAUAAAUGCUUAAAGUCCUGUGGUUUUUUGAUUGUUUAUUAAUAAAAAAACAAUCUGCUGUCAGCUAUUUUGAAA
Messenger RNA from Oryzias latipes (Japanese medaka), 2576 nucleotides. RefSeq names its product anaphase promoting complex subunit 4 (gene anapc4). Lineage: Eukaryota; Metazoa; Chordata; Actinopteri; Beloniformes; Adrianichthyidae. The record is from RefSeq and is a predicted model, not a curated record. Gene Ontology annotation, cellular component: anaphase-promoting complex; nuclear periphery. Gene Ontology annotation, biological process: protein K11-linked ubiquitination; anaphase-promoting complex-dependent catabolic process; regulation of mitotic metaphase/anaphase transition. Gene Ontology annotation, molecular function: protein binding.